Messenger RNA from Columba livia (rock pigeon), 2787 nucleotides. It is a transcript of the gene CA12, whose product is annotated as carbonic anhydrase 12. The coding region runs from base 154 to 1203 and encodes 349 amino acids. Gene Ontology annotation, molecular function: zinc ion binding; carbonate dehydratase activity. The transcript has 10 exons. Gene Ontology annotation, biological process: one-carbon metabolic process. Lineage: Eukaryota; Metazoa; Chordata; Aves; Columbiformes; Columbidae. Gene Ontology annotation, cellular component: plasma membrane. The record is from RefSeq and is a predicted model, not a curated record.
GGAAGGGGAGAGAUAAGGGGAGAGAAGGGCAAUAACUCAUUAGCAGCAGCUCUGUAUGUGUGCAUUCUGCUGUUUGCCACAUACCUACAAGGGAGUUUCUUCCGAGUGCAGAGAAACCGUGAACUGUUGGAAUAUUAUAAGUCUUUCCUUGAGAUGUCAGCCAAGAGCUUCAGUAUAGCCCCAGUUGCUACUGUGCUUAUUUUCUUCCUAAUGAUACAGCUCUCAAUGCAAGCGCCGUUGAACGGGUCAAAGUGGUCUUAUAUAGGUCCUGAUGGAGAGAAGGCCUGGCCAAAGAAAUACCCAUUUUGUGGAGGAGUAUUCCAGUCACCUAUAGAUUUCCACAAAGAUAUCCUCCAGUAUGAUUCUAAUCUCUUGCCUUUAGAGUUCAUAGGCUAUAAUGUGCCCUCCACAGACCAGUUUACAUUGACCAAUAAUGGUCAUUCAGUGAAAAUGUAUCUGUCACCUACUAUGUACAUCAGAAACCUCCCAUUCGAAUACACAGCAUCUCAGCUUCACCUGCACUGGGGAAACAGAAACAAGUCAGAAGGCUCAGAGCACACGGUCAGCGGGAAGCAUUUUGCAGCAGAGAUGCAUAUUGUGCAUUAUAACUCUGAGAAAUAUCCAGAUAUAGCAGCAGCAAUGGACAAAGCGGAUGGACUGGCGGUUUUGGCUAUUCUCCUUGAGAUUGGACCCUUCAACCCAUCCUACGAAAAGAUCUUCAGGCACUUCCGGAAUGUGAAAUACAAGGAUCAGACGGUCCAAGUCCCCGGUUUCAAUAUUCGAGAACUGCUUCCUGACAGACUGGAUGAGUUUUAUCGCUACGAAGGAUCCCUGACAACUCCUCCUUGCUACCCUAGUGUUCUCUGGACGGUUUUCCGACACCCCGUUAAAAUUUCACAAGAGCAGUUACUGGCACUGGAAACAGCCAUGUACUGCACAGAGAGUGACGACCCAGAACCCCUGGAAAUGGUCGAUAACUUCCGAAACGUUCAGGAAUUUCGGGAGAGACUGGUUUUUAUCUCCUUCCGUGAAGGUUUUGUUGUUUCUCUUGUGAUAGUCUGCGUCCUGGGAAUCCUCAUCGUUCUUGCAGUAGCCGUCUGGCUGCUGAGGAGGAAAAGCUGUAAAAAUGAAGGCAAAGAUAACAGAGGAGUCAUCUACAAACCAGGCGCGUACAAGGAAGAAGACAACAUCUCCAAACCUUGAUGCCCUGCUCUGUCACAAAAGCCCCUUUACAUUCAUAGCACUGAUUUAUUUUGCAUUGGUGAAACACAUCUCUUGUUCUUGGCUAAUGAUAAGCCUCAAGAGUGUUCUAAAAAUGUACCAGCCAGAGUUUUCCUGUAGCCCUUGUUCUCUUGUUUUCCAGGGAGAUAUGAUCAGCAAAUGCUCCUGAGCUAAAUUCCUCAUCACAUUCUUUUCAUGUUCGCUGCUUACUGAGUCUGGGUCUUUUAAUUGAUUUUACAGUUAAUCCUAAACACCAAUUUUAUGGUUUGUUUAGCAUAGAUUUUCCCAUAGGUAUUCGAAUGUGAAGACACUCAUCAAGCAACAAGCACACUUCCCUGCUAAAUCAAGGUUUUGGUUUUAGCACCAUGAAUAUAAACAUGAUAAAGGGCAACGUGUAUGUGAGAUCAGAAUUUGAACUAGGUUGUUCAGCAGAUACAUCACAGCAAAUUAUAUUAGUACAUUCACCAGUGGCUUUGUAACAGGAAUUUAGAGGAAAGGACAAGUGUAAAUGCAAUGAGAGCCACAUGGAUUGUUAAUGGGGUUCAAACCCAGGAACUGAGUGCUGAAAACACACUACUGCUAGAGGAACAGCUCACUUCCCAGUCCGUACACGGAGGCCAGCCUCUGCCUGUCACUGGAAUUACAGAAACAUCUCGUCUUAUUGUCCUGCUCUUAUUUAUAGUGUGUGUAUGAACGAUGUGGAUAUAAUGCAGUUGCUGCUGCUUUUAAGCAGACUCGCCAUUUAAUCACGAAAUCUUGACUGAUUUUUUAGUGUAUAGUACAACUGUGAUUAUAUAGUAAAUGGUUUCACUGAUAUAGUUCUCUAAAUUUAGUAAUUAAAUUAUUAGAAAGUAAUCAAAGUUAUUUUUUCAAAUUGCAUAAGCUAGAUACUCUUGAGUCUCAUUAUGCACUUCUGAAAGUGAGAAGCAUAACCCUGUUUCCACUGAAGACAAUGUAAAAUGUCAUUGACUCCAGGAAGAACAGAGUUUAGCCAGUCUAGCUCCAGAUGUAUCCAGAAUUCCUCUUGAAUCUGACAUCUAAAGUGAGGGUCUGAAGUGCUUGUACUUCCGUGUACAAGCAGGAAGUGACUGAGCACAGGCUUAUAUCUAAAAUAACUUCAGGUCUGAAUGCUGCUAAACACUACUGGGGAAAUUCCAACCUGAACGUUAUACUUAGAUCCAUUUUACAUUCAGUAGUAUCACCUCCACAUUUGUGUUUUUAAAAUCAAUACACUUUUAUUGUAUGUGUUUUCUACUUUAAAGAUGGCAGGUGAACACUUACGUUUUACAUUCUUGCCCUUCCACCCCCAAGAAGAUUGUUUUGACGUCAAAAGCAAGCUUUUGGGUAAAAGGACAAAUAUCUUAUUAACACUUACUGUACAGGAAAUUUAGCAGCAUAAUCUUACAACUAAGUACACUGCAUUUGCCAGCAUUUUUAUCUCACCUAAACAAACGCAUAAAGAUCAUCUUGUUGAAGUAUUUGAAAUUAGUUAAAAAGCAGCGUUUGUGUGCUAUGGGGAACAUUACUUACUCUUAGAAUAAAGGUGUUUGUAAGCACAAGAACAGA